AUGCCGACAAAUAAUCGAGACGGCAUGGAUACGCCCGGCGCCCUUGAGGAUGCCGAAAGAAAUGAAAACGAUGAUAUGGCUCAGGACCUGGCGAAUGCGCUCCCGGAUUUCGGAGAUGAUAUGCACUCUGACGAGGAGGACGACGACGAUGACGCCAAGGACUCUGCAGGUCACACGGAAGAGACAGACAACCACACCAUCACCACACCCAAAGACGACCAGAGGGGUCUCAGCGCACACGCCGGCAAUGGCGGGGACGUGGGUCAUGGCUACGGAAGCAACGUGUUACACGCUGGCUUUCAGGCGGACGACGGCGGUGGUGUGCACGGGACUGAGCUCACAGGGGAGACUGCACACGCACAUGCGGAUGGCACGCAGGAGCUGAGCCUGGUGGACGCAAACAGUACCUCUGCACCGACAGCUGCGCCUGGGAGCGGGUCUGCUAGUAGUGGUGGUGCGGGUGGUGCAGAGUUUAACAGCAGCACCCUGGCACACACACCCUCACAGACGGGCGCCAGUGUGAGUGAUACUGGCAAUGCGACUGCUAUUACAGCCGCAGCGAAUGCCCUGGCGCAGUUACAGCCCCACGCCAGCUUAACUAUUGGCGUGGCCCUGUCACCGCUGGGCGUACAGUUGGGGUCGUCUGGGCCUCAGCAACCACAGCCGAGCAACCAGAGCGACCAGACCCACAACGAUGAGGUGCGGCAGAUACUACAGCAGCAACGGCAACAGAAGCAGCCACAGCAGCAGCAACGGCAACAGCAGCAGCCACAGCAGCAGCCACAGCCACAGCAGGGACAAGCAGUGGGCAGUCAACCGUUCACGUACAAUGGCGGCGCACAGAUGCCACCACAGCACCAGCAGACCACGCCGCAGUUAGAACUCAGUGAUCCCGCGAGUGUCAAGCGUAGCUAUGAUGCAAUGGUUGCCGGAGAUGCGGCGGCGGUGCAUUUGGAUAGACAAACCUCUGAGGAACGUCAUCAGGCGCAGAGACGCCUGUCGGGAAGUGUCGGGGCGGUGGGAGGUACGGAUACCAGUACAGUCGCAGGCCAGCCGAUGGCACAGCAGAACACGAGGGAGAGAAUGGCCGCACAGGGGAAAGCCGCGGAUGAGACCAAGCCGAAGGAACAGUAUCAGCACCAAGUGUCCAACGAAGGCAGUAAUAAGGCCAAUGCGAUUGGGCGGCGCACGUCGGAUCAUGCGUAUGGGGUGCAGCAGAAUUUCCUGCAGCGAACCCUGAGCCGGCAAUCGGGGGAGGGCCACCAACCACCCUUGCAACUCAGUCAACCCCAGAAGAACCAAACACAGCAACAACAACAACAUCAUCAGCAACAGUUGCAGAAACAGCUGUCAAUGAAUGCGUCAUCCCCAUACCAAAUAGCCACGCCCGGGGGACGGUUCCAAGCCAUGCCUUCCUCGGGUAUGCACAGCAACGGGCAGUUGCAGACGUUUGAUAUACAACAGGGUGUGACCCAGCAACCAGCGAAUACCCUCACACACACGAACACACACACGAGUCCGGCGGCCAACGGCGGCAGUCCGGCAGCCGUAGGGGGACAGGGACAAGCGAAUGCAAGUGCCGAGACAGGCGCAAAGAACACCCUAGACGCCACUCUGUCUAAUACCGCACCCAUGCUGAACGGAACGGCCGGCCACACGCUGUAUCCGGGUGCCUUGGGCGGGGGUGUGUACUCAACCGGACCACAGCUGAUGCGUAAUCUGUCUACUACCAGUAUAAGCAUGUCUUCCAGCGCCACCUCUCCCGCGGGUAUGCGCGCGUCGCAAACGUUGGCGCCAGGCCAGCUGAUGAACAUGGUGCAGGCCCAGAACCCCCAAGCACUCGCGCUGCAACAGUACCAGAAGCAGGUGCAGCGCUUACUGUUCUUCUACCUACACGCCCCCACCUGUCAGAAGGAGAAGGGCUGUGCCGAGGCGUGUACGACUAUGAAACGUGUGCUGGAGCACAUCAAGGGGUGUUCGGAUACCACGCAAUGUGACACGUUACACUGUACUGAGACCCGCAAGAUCAUGGCGCAUUGGGAGGGGUGCAAGCAGCCCACGUGCGGCUACUGCGAGCCUGUGCGCAGGGAGAUGCACCGCAGGCAGUCCCAAGCUUUGCUGUCGUCACAGCAGCAAGAAUCCACUGGGGCGCUCAGCCUAGCCGAUAUGUUACGCACACCGCCCCCGCCCCCACCGCAACUAGCUGAGCAGCUCAAACGGUCCAUGAGCACAGGCAUGCACGGGGGUGACACCUCCGCGUCAGUGGAUGUCUUGACGGCCCGGGAGAGGAAGGACAUUGUGAUGAAUUUGGCCAAGAUACUGGGGACGUUGAGUUCCGAGAAGGAUUCCAAUACGCUCAAUAAGAGUGCCGAGGCGCUGGAGGAGAGCACAUUUAAAUCUUCUGUGACGACGGGCGACUACUUCACCGCAAUACACUACCGACAGGUGAUCUGGCAUCGCUUAAAGGACCACCAGGGUGUUUUAGCUGAACAACAACGGUGGCGGAAUCUCUGCAACGCCAUCAUGGCCAAAAUCAAACGAGGUGAGGAAUUGACCGAAAAGGAAAAGGCCGUCCACACCCGAAUGCUAGAAGCUCAGCAAAACAGACUGCGCCAAACCCAGCUCAAAACGGCAGUCACGGGUGAUUUAGGAUCUACAAGUGGUGCUCAGGGGGUCUCUCCAGGGCCUCUGGGCGGUGCCACAGACGCCAGUACAACCGGCAUUCUCUCCAUGAACGCGGCUGGGGGUAGUGCCGCAUCGACACCUGGCCACCUGACCUCCGCCGCCUUACCUACCAAUGUACCUACCACCGUAUCCAACAUGCCCACGUCUGUGCCCGUCAACCACAGUCUCUCUACCCAGGCCAACGGCACGACUACCACACCCGCUGCCUUAGCCCUCCCCGGGCUCACAGGCAGCAUUCCCAACCUGACUGCCAAUGUACCGAACAUCCCCACACAGCCUGCUACACUACCUGCGCUUGGCGAUGCUUCUUCGGUGCUCGGGGCGCUCCCUGGCCUCUCCAGCGUACCUUCCAACAUGUCUGUGGGAUUACCAGGGUUGUCAGAACAACACCCGCCCCUGUCCACCGUGACGUCGGGGGCUUCUAGUGCGUUGCCAGGGUUGCCGGGCAGUCUGCCGGGCCUCAGUGGAUUGCCUGGGCUGCCACCUUCAGCCCAAGCACAGGCGAAUGCGCUGGCGUCUACGCUGAGUUCGUCGAGUGUGGGUAGUACUAAGAAGGAGACAAAGAAAAAACCCAAGAAGCCACCCAAGGAAAAGGCGCCGAAGGAUAAACCCAGCACGGCCAAACGCAAAAACGAUGGCACCGUGAAGAAGGAAGGUGGCACGAAGAAACCGAAGACGGUGAAGGCCGAGAAAGUUAAGGCGGUGUUGAACGAGGAGGAUUCGAAGGCUUCCAUCGCCACAGACAAAGACGCCUCUAAAGUCAGGAAAUCAGACAAGGACAAGGACACCACAAGCAAAGGCAAAUCCGACAAGAGUGAUAAAAGCGACAAACCCGACAAAAGCGACAAGGACGCGAAGGAUGCCAAGGAGAAGAAAAAGAAAGCCAACGCUGCGCGGAAGCGAUCCAAGCUCGCGUCAACAUCGUCAUUGAAAGACAUCAAGACAGAAGACGGUGUGGCUGAGUCCGUAGAUGGCUCUAGCUCCAAGAAGUCCACUACACACGAGAAUGGCACCAAACCCGCCAAGAGCAGCAAGGACGCAAAGGGUAUUAAAAGUGAGAAGGAGGCAUCUAAGGAUGCCAAACGCGACAAGGAGGCCAAGGAGAGGAAAAAGAAGGCCAAUGCGGCGCGCAAGAGGGCCAAGGCGGCGGUCAUCAUUCCGGCCAAGAAAUACACAGCAGCCGAUGUCAAGAACGAUGUCAUGGAGGUGCACAAGACGGUUAUGGCACACGAGGAGGCCUUCCCCUUUCUCGCGCCAGUCGAUUUCGUUACACUCGCUCUACCGGACUAUCUGACCGUAGUGACCCGGCCUAUGGAUUUGGGCACUAUAGAGGAGAAGCUCAACCGCGACGAAUACGCAGACCACAUUGAGUAUUGUUCCGACGUCCGGCUGGUGUUUGAAAACGCGUGGUUGUACAACAAAAAGCUCACGAAAAUAUAUAAGAUGACCACGCGUGUAUCCGAAUACUGGGAGAAGCUGAUAGCCGAGAAGAUGGAAGAGCUGGGCUAUUGCUGCGCAGGCCAGCCGAGGUUCUGGAAUCCAGGCCAGAUCUGGUGCUGUAGUGAGAUGGACGGUGGUUAUAGUCUCAUCCCCCGAGGCAUGGAAUAUCAUAACUAUACCGAUGAAUUAGAUCCAACAAAGACCUACAACAUUUGCGGAAGGUGCUACGAUGCCUCGCAAGACGGUACCAUUACGCUCGUAGGCGCUUCGGCCGAAUUGUUUAUUUAUCCCAAACAGAAUUUUGUGCCCAAACUGAACAACACCAUGGAGCAAGAACCGUGGCUACCAUGCGUCGGCUGUGGCAUGCGCGUGCAUUCCGUCUGCCGAUUACACAACAAGUUCAUGACGAAGAAGAUAUACUGCGCACGCUGCGAAAAGCUGAACAUCAAGAACGACGACAAGAAAUCAUAUGUUAAAUACUCAGCCGAAAAACUGGAGAAGUCCAAAGUGUCUGACCAUAUUGAAAUGCGAAUAGCGGAGCUGUUGGAAGGCUCCGGGUCAAACAAGGUUACAGUGCGUAUGCUCAACAACGAUGACAAAGAAUUUAGUCCAGGGCCCAUGAUUUCGGCAAGGUAUCCGGAUUUGCCCAAGUCUCUAAACUAUAGACACAAAGCCAUUUUCUGCUUCCAGAAACAGGACGGCGUGGAUGUGUGCUUCUGGGGGAUGCACCUCCACGAGUACGGACCUGAGUGUCCACAGCCCAAUAAGAAUAGGGUGUACAUUUCUUAUCUGGAUAGUAUCAAGAUAUUUCAACCGGCGGAAAAGCGAACCGAUGUCUACAAAGAACUGCUCGUGGCGUAUCUCGAGUACUGUAAGAUGGUGGGCUAUGCGUAUGCCCAUAUAUGGUCAUGUCCCCCGGGCGCCGGCGAUGACUAUAUCUUUUACUGCCAUCCGGAAGACCAGAAAACACCCAAACCAAAGCGAUUACUGGACUGGUACAAGUCGAUGUUGGCGAAUGCUAAAGAGCGUGGGAUUGUACCCGCGUGGUCGGACAUCAUCACGUGGCGCGACAACACAGAGAUCAGCACAGCGAAGAACCUGCCGCUGCUCAAGGGGGACUUCUGGCCAGAGAUACUCGAGCAGAACAUCAAGGCGUUGGAGAAGGAGAAGGUCGAGAAGCAGAAGGAGGCUGAGAAAGCCAUUGAGGCGCUGAAGAAUGGCAAGGGCAAGAGCAAGAAAGGCAACAAGAAAGCUGUCAAGAAGUUCAAAAAGAGCGCCAAGGCGAAGGGUCUGAAAGCCCAGAGCACCGAUUUGCUAAUGCAACUGGAUGAUGUUAUGAGCCGGAACAAGGACGUGUUUUUGGUGGUGUGUCUGCAAGAAGACUCCGAAAAAGCCAUCUUCAAAAGUUUUGUAGACCCCGACCCCAUCAGGAAGUCAAAGCUGAUGGACGGCCGUGACAUAUUGCUGAAUCUGGCAAAAGAGAGCCAUUAUCAGUUCGAUACGGUUAAGAAUGCAAAGUUUGCGACUAUGAUGAUCCUGUGGCAUCUGCACCACAAUGACGACGGACUGGACGUUCAUGGCUUCACUUGCAAUCAGUGCGACUGCCAUCUGACCAGUCUUGAUGCACGCUGGCAUUGCUCUACGUGUGAGGACUAUGACGUGUGUGCCGCAUGCAACAAAGCACACAAGCACGAGCACAAGCUGGAGAAGGUGCACCGCAAGAUCAUGUCUUCCGAUAAAGUCGCCACCUUGGACAGUGUUGAACUGGUAUUGGGCGAUACUGCAGGAGGCCUGGCUGAUAUGGGUCUGGGUCUCCCCGCCGCCGAGGGUGAGGGUACCGCUUUGAGUCUCGGUCCGGAAACCGGGACGGAUACUACGGGCACUGAGAAGACGGCUGAUGCGGCUGCGAGUGUGAGUGUCGAAGCCAGCGGCGGUACAGUGGCGGCUGGGCCAAACGGUGCGGUGAAGAAAGCGGCGACUGAAGGCACUACGACCAAAGCCAGUAAGAAGACGAAACAGUCCAAGAACAAAGCAUCCACCACCAAGACAGCCAAGGCCUCGGGCAAUGCCACAACCGCUGCAGCCACUGCAGCGACUACGGCUAAAGCCGCACCACCCCCCAAGGCCGAUGGUAAUACAGCGCCAGCGACGGACAGCAAGGCACCGGCGAAGGUCAAGACAGAGGCUACUGUGGCCGGUGCCGCUACUGCCUCUGAGGCGACCAAUACCAGCACCACCAAACCCGCAACAACCGCACCAACGGCAACCGCAACCGCAGCUCCGAACACUACCGCAAAUACCACCGGAAGCACGAACGCAGCCGCAGCUGCACCCACAACCGCAACCGCAGCACCGAAGACCAAGGCGCCCAUGACCGCCGCCGAGGCGCAGAAGGCGCACAUAGAGCUGGUGCUGGAAGCCAUGGUGCACAUAGGAACGUGCGAGGACGACAAGUGUACCACGGCCAAGUGUGGGCAGCUCAAGAAAGUGGUGCAGCACACACAGGCGUGCACCAUUGGGGCACCCAAGUGUCAGCUGUGCAUCCAGUUUAUGCAGCUGUGUCAGCUACACGCACGCUCGUGCGACAAGGAAUCGUGUGCGGUUAUCUACUGCGAUCUGCUGAGAGCGGAUCUGAAGCGCAAACAGCGCGAGAUGAACCAACAACGCGCAAAUGCCCAGAGCAGGCGAAUGGCCAUGCAGCUGCAGAGUGGCAGCACCCCGGCUAUGGCGACACCAGCUGGUGUGGUCAUGCGGAACCCCACACUGCCUACCGAUAUGACAUCAGCCAUGUAUCAGCAACAACUGCAGGCGGCCAACAACACCGGCACAUCACACCAGAACAUGGGCAAGGGCGGUGGUAAGGCUGCAUUGGGCGGCAAAGGCAACAAUGUGGGUGGUAAGGGUGCCGCAAGACACCCACAACAACAGCCACUCCAGCAUGCGAGCGCAGCUGUCAUUCAGCAACAACAGGCGAAUAUAAACCUUCUGCGCAGCCGUAUUACCGACCACGAGCUCAAGGUGCAGCAGGUGCGCAAUGCUAUCACCCACAACCCGGCACAGACGGCGCUGUACACACAGCAGCACCAGAAACUCACGGCCUCGCUGCAGUACCUGCAACAGGAACUGCGAAAAAUCGAGCGGCUGCAGAUGCAGACACGUACCGCUGCGGUCACUCAGGCCCAGGCCCAGGCACAGGCCCAGGCGGCGCAACAGCAAGGUUUACAACAGCAACAACAACAGCAGCAGCAACGACACUUCGCUCAUAACCAGAUGCUGAUGCAGAACCGCAUGACGGGCGCAGCAGACCCGCAGUACAGUGCGGCGGAUAUGGCGGUUGCUGGUACAGGUAUGGCGGCUACACCCAUCAGUGGGGCGCUGGCACAGAACCAGGUGGGAGCGGCUGAACACCAUCAGAAGAUCAAGAAUCUGAUUGUGAAGUACAACGAUGUCAAGAAAGAAGCCCUGACGCUGAUCUCGCGCAUCGAAGAGCUCAAAAAGUACAUCCAGGACGAGACCAAGAAGGAACAGGUCCAGGCCAAUGGCAGGCCCAAACCCAAUUCACCAGGUGCAGGGCAGGAGUCGGGCAAGGCGUUGUCCCGCACCUCCACGACUAGUGCGCUGGCCAAGAAACCCAGCGUGGACAACGGAACGAAAGCGCUGGAAGGGCUGGACAACACCACAACAGAUGGCUCAGGUGCAGCACAGGCUCAAACGGCGACCGGUGGGGCGGUUGCGCAAUGGGGUAGCAUGGCGAAUGCGAGGCAGCUGAAAGCCGAGUUGGAGAAGAAGCUGUUCAACUCGUACUGCAACAUACAGCGACUCAACGACAUCUUCUUGGGGAUAGCGGCGAAAACUGGCCGAGAAGGACACAAGUCCUUCAGCCAAGGUCUGCGGAGUCUGGUGUCCAAGGGUGCGCAGGUACCCGAGAAUGUGAAGGAGCAGCUGCGACAGCUCGGUAUGCAACAAGCGGCGCAACGGGCGCAGGAAGGCACCAACCCUGCCAUCACAGCACCUCCCGCUAAUACAAACACAGCCAAUUCAGCGGCCACACCCACACCCACACCAACCACGCCGGUGCCCACCUCGAGCGCCGUUGCACCUGGCGCACAGGGGACCUGGACCGGUAGUACAGGCGCAGCGGAUUCUGCGGGUCAGACUACUGGGACAUCGGCACCCAAUGCGGCAGGUAUGGGUGCAGAGAGUGCCGCCGGAGGUAACAGUAAGACUGCAGUGACCACUCCCAGCGUAUCCAACGUAUCUACUACUGGGACAGCACCAGAGAAUACGGGGGCCAACACGGGUACAAAAGCUAGCAUUGGUGCCAACGCCGGGGUAGGUAUCACACGAACUUCAACGGGGAAUGUAUCGCUAGCGGGUGCGGGACAACAAGGGCAGACCCAGACACAUGCACAGGCGCAGGCACCACAGCAGCAAAUGCAAAUGCAAAUGCAAAUGCAACUCGAGCAGCAGCGGCAGCAGAUGAUGCUACAGCAAAUGCGGCAGCAGAUCCGCAAUCAGCCCAAUCUGCAGACACCCGAGGCUCUGCAUCAGGUGAUUGCGAACAUUGUCGCCGCCUAUGCCAAGGCCCAGGCGAUGGGGGACACGGGGCUGAUGUCAAAGCUACAAACACGGCACACAGUAUAUACCAAUCAUCUGCAGGAGAUCGUCCAGCUGCGCCAGAACCAGCAGCUACAGCAGCGGCUGUCGCAGGCAGGCACGCCUGCAAGUGCAGCGCCUGACCAGACACAGCUGCAGCAGCUGGCUGUCUCGCGUGUUCCCUCAAACACUCAGACACAGACCGUUGCACAGCAUACUGCCGAUGCGACUCAGCAAGCCCAGGCGGUUACACCCACAAUGACCGACAGUCCUUCCGCACCCGGAAGUGCGGGUGCAGGUGCAAGCGCAACCGUGCCCCAGCCGUACGCGGGUCAAUUUGGGGCCCAAACGCACCAAAGUGUCCAGGCUGCCAUAGCAGCACUGCCUCGGGCGCAGCAGCUGCGGCUGCAGAGCGAACAGGGACAGCACCAGCUCAGAAACCUUCAGGAUCAGCAUAAGUACCUGGACAAGCUCACGCAAGAGCUACGCAGUACCAAGGAGUGGAUCAUGAACGCGAAACAACUACAAGCGCAACAGCCGGCGCGUGUGCAGGCCGAGGAUGUGACGAAGGCUAUCCAGCAAUACCACAUGCUGAGCUUGCACUUGCAGGUGUUGACCUUUAUCACACCGGGACGGUUCCAGAUGCAGCUACAGGCGCACCAGCAAGCACAGGCCCAGGCCCAGGCCCAGGCCCAGGCAAACGCCCAAGCACAAGCCCAUGUACACGCACAGGCUAACGGAGCGACACCCAGCUACAAUCCGGCGGUUGCGGUGACGGCCGCUAUGCAGCAGCAGCAAAUGUACCGACAGCAACUUCAGCGGCAACAGUUGGCAGCUCAACAGAUGAGCGCGGGACAACAACCGGGGUAUCUACUGCCACAGCAACAGAUGGCGCAGUUGCAGACAACGAGACCGUUGCAACAGUACCAGCUACAACCGCACUACCAAUUGAAACAGCAACAACAGCAACAGCAGCAACAACAACAACAACAACAACAGCAACAGCAGCAGCAGCAGCAGCAGCAACAACAACAGCAGCAGCAACAACAACAGCAGCAGCAGCAACAACAACAGCAGCAACAACAACAGCAGCAACAACAACAGCAGCAACAACAACAACAACAGCAGCAGCAGCAACAACAACAACAACAGCAGCAGCAGCAGCAACAGCAACAGCAACAGAUGGUGCAGGCUGCGAAUCAGGGCUUUGCUGUCACCAACACUCCUUUGACGGAAGGGGGCCUGUCAUCUCCGGCUAUAGGCGCAUUGGCUACGGCACCAGGACAAACGCAAACACAACUCCAACCACAGACUCAAGCACCCACACAUGCACAACAACAGCCACAGACACAAACUCAAGGACAAUCUCAGAUGCAUACACAACCCCAGGCGCAGGUACAGCUGCAACCACUGACGCCGAUUGGCCUGACAUCGACGCAGAUGCCGAACUCUGUCGCAGCACCAGCACAGAGCAACCCUGCGGCAACGCAAGUGGGCUUAACCCACCAAGCAACAGGUGCACAACAGUCACAGCCACAGCAGCCAGCGUCCUUACACCCUGUCCCUGGCGCAGCGCCUGGCCUCCAGACGGUUGCUAUAACAACGACAGGGCCUACUAGUACCCCUGCGGCCCAGAAUACAGGUGCAAGCGGUCCAGACGGGAGUGUGGCUGCCGUGACUACUGCGGGAUCUGUAGGGAAUAGUGGUGUGGGAAGCACCCCCGCAGGCUCGCAAGGUGCACCUGCACCUGCACCCGUUCCUGCAGGACAGGUGCAACCAAUUGAUUCUGCUGCGGCCAAUGAGCCUGGCAGCGGUACAGCAGCUGAUAAGGCCGACACGGCAACAACUUAGAAAAUUAUUAUAUAGGCUGUCUAUGCAUACAUAUCGGUCUAUAAGCGUCGGUUCUAGUAAGGAUGCACCACGCACAGUCGGAUGUAUAGAUAGUAAUGUAACAUGCAUGCGGACGAGAAAUGUGCAAGCAAGCACACCUGCAUGCAAGAGCGUGGUCUUAUAUUAUAUAGAUAAAGUGCAUGAUGGCAUAGGAGUGAGGUUGUAGCCACUGGUAUGGCCAUCCUCACAUCUCUGAAUAAAUUAUGUAUUAACUAAAU
Messenger RNA from Sphaeroforma arctica JP610, 10829 nucleotides. RefSeq lists its product as hypothetical. Gene Ontology annotation, biological process: positive regulation of transcription by RNA polymerase II. NCBI's taxonomy places the organism in Eukaryota, Ichthyosporea, Ichthyophonida. The record is from RefSeq and is a predicted model, not a curated record. Gene Ontology annotation, molecular function: zinc ion binding; protein binding; chromatin DNA binding. Bases 1 to 10572 code for a protein of 3523 amino acids. Gene Ontology annotation, cellular component: transcription regulator complex; histone acetyltransferase complex. The transcript has 23 exons.